Neocloeon triangulifer is the source of this 2115-nucleotide messenger RNA. RefSeq names its product FAS-associated factor 1 (gene casp). NCBI's taxonomy places the organism in Eukaryota, Metazoa, Arthropoda, Insecta, Ephemeroptera, Baetidae. Gene Ontology annotation, cellular component: nucleus; endoplasmic reticulum. The coding region runs from base 123 to 2030 and encodes 635 amino acids. The transcript is spliced from 12 exons. The record is from RefSeq and is a predicted model, not a curated record. Gene Ontology annotation, molecular function: ubiquitin binding.
UGGCUCCUCUCAGACUCGGACGCGAAUGGCAAUGGCAGUCGGUUUAGCUGGGCAGCAAACGCAUUUCAUGACUCGAGAAGCACGCGCUUGAUAUUGAUUACGACGUUGCGAUUAACCCCAACAUGUCCGAAAACAGGGACGAAAUACUGAUGGAUUUCCAGGCCUGCACUGGAAUCGAAGAUGUGGGAGAAGCUUUUUCUCAUUUAGAAGCUGCUCAAUGGGACCUCUUGAAAGCUAUUCAGAGGGUGAUGCCACAGGAUUCCCAAACACUUCCCUCAGAAACCACAGAUGACAUCGAAAUGAUUGAACCUGCACUUCCAUCAGCUUCAACAGCCCCAAACAUUGCAGGACCUUCGACUUCUCAGGCACUAGAUAGGAUAACAUUUCACGUUACUCACGGAGAUCAAGAAGUUGAUUUCAUUGUCAACAAGAAAGAUAAAAUUGAAUAUUUGAAGCAGCUUGUGGGCACAAAAUUCAACUUGCCUUCAUGUCGAGUAGACCUUCAAGGUUGGAGGCGAACUCCAGCAUCUGAUAAGAUAACAUUUGGUGAUCUUCGGUGCCCACCGUAUGUUCCAUUAGUUGUAGUGGUUCUUGAUCCUACUCCCGAUGGAGUUGCAGCAGCCGACGAGCCAAACAUGAUUGAACGUCUUACCAAUAAUUUCACAUUGAAUAUUAAAAAUGAAGCCAACCAAAAGACAUACAAUUUGAAAUUCCCUGGUAGCAGGACCAUUGCUGAAGUGAAACAUGAUAUUUUCGAGCUGACAGACAUUCCAGUCAGGCAUCAAAAAUGGGCUGGUUGGCCCCCAUCAGUCUCAGAUCAAGUAACUCUUGCUUGUUCUGGCAUCAACUAUCCUGAGCAAAAUUUGACUUUGAGUAGACAAGCAUCGGCUAAAGAAAAUAAGAAAAAGCAGCCAGUAAUUUGCAUUGAUGAUAGUGACAGUUCACAGGGAGAUUAUGAAGAUGCGUCAGAAUCACUUAAUGGUGAUGAUGAUAUGCUAUACAUGGGCACAGUUGAGACUUCUAGAAAAGUCAGAAACCUAAUUCCAGAAGAUGUUGAUGAUGAAAUUGCCGGAUCAAUUUCUUUCAUGGAGGAGUAUGUCCGACGCUACGGCGAGGCUCAUCCUCUAUUUCUUCAAGACACGCUCGCGGAGGCUGUGAAAGAAGCAUUUAAUAAACCAGCUAGAGAGCGCCGUCCGUUGGUUAUUUACAUUCAUCAUGAUGGAAGUGUCCUUGCAAAUGUGUUCUGCACUCAAGUCUUGAAUUCAGAGCCAGUGAUAUCAUACUUGAGUGAGCACUUUGUAAUAUGGGGCUGGGACUUCACACAUGAGCAGAAUAAGCAAAUGAUGUUGCGCUCCGCGUCACAAAGUCUUGGCCCAAUGGCAGCAAAUCUAGUGCGCAGCAUUGACCUGGAACACAUGCCUGCACUUGUUGUUGCCAACAAAAUCCGAUCGUCAAUAGAAAUAGUUUCAGUUAUGCAUGGGCACCUCGUUGUUAAUGAGCUUAUCAGCAAUUUGAUGCAGGUCAGGGACAGAUUCCAGGAGAACCAAACUCAAGAAAUAAUGGAGGAGAAUGAGCGCAUGGCUCGAGAAAGGGUUUUGAGAGAGCAAGAUGAGGCUUACCAAGCUUCAUUGGAAAUAGACAGAGCUAAAGAAGAGGCGAAAAAAGCUCAGGAAGUAGCUAAGGAAAGAGAGGAACAGCUGCUUCAAUCACAUCAAAGGCAAGAAGCUGCAAAAAUGGAAGCUAGAAAGGCCGAGGCAAGCAAGAGGCUCCCCAAGGAGCCUGCGGACGCUGAUGGUGUUGCCAGGAUUAGGUUUCGUUUGCCAUCGGGAGAGUUUCGCACUCGACGAUUCCAUGGAAGCUCACCUUUGCAAGUGCUAUUUGACUAUUUACUCAUAGAGGGCUACCCCCCAGAAGACUACAAGGUUCUCUCAAGCUGGCCUCGCAGAGACCUUACAGCAUUAGACAGCACUCAAACUCUGCAGCAUGCAAGUCUGUGCCCUCAAGAGACUGUGAUCUUAGAAGAGCGAUAAUUACUCUUAAGUCCUGCACCUGUAUCUUUUCUGUAUGUUGGUAUUUAUUCAUCUGACUGUAAUUUAUUUAUUCACUAACUCUUGA